UUAAACCAAAGUAUUGUCAAUUACUACACUAAUUCCGGUCCCCCGAAAAUCUCAACAGCCCCCAAUUCUUCUACUUCCUCCUCCUUCAAUGGCGUCCCCGAAUUGGGGGUUGUUCUUUUUCCUUCUUUUUUUUCUUUAUUUUUCUCCGGCAAAUUCUCAGACCUGUUCUUCCAGAAAAUUCUCCAACAACAAUCUCUAUUCUCACUGCUCCGAUCUCCCUUCCCUUUCCGCUUUCAUCCAUUGGACUUACGAUCCCUCUAAUUCUUCUCUCUCUGUUGCUUUCAUUGCGAAGCCACCCAAAUCCACUGGAUGGAUCGCUUGGGCUGUAAAUCCCACCUCCACCGGCAUGGUUGGCUCUCAAGCUCUCGUCGCCUAUCUCGACGCUGGUGUUCCGGUUGUCAAGACCUAUGAUGUUGCCUCAUACAGCUCUAUCAAGCCUUCCAAGCUUUCCUUUGAGAUUUGGGAUACAGCGGCGGAGUCUUCUGGUGGAGAGAUGAUGAUUUUCGCGAAAUUGAAGCUGCCGAUGGCUGCUACGACGGUGAAUCAGGUUUGGCAAGUUGGACCGUCUGUCGAUGGAACUAAUUUGGCUGUUCAUGAAUUUCAACCGGCGAAUCUCAACGCUAAAGGAACCUUAGGUUUGUCUGGUGGUGAAGUGAUGAACAACGACGGUGGUGAAAUUGAUUCGCGAACAAUGAAGAAAAAUAUUCAUGGAGUUUUGAACGCGGUGAGUUGGGGGCUUCUGUUCCCGAUUGGAAUCGUGAUGGCGAGAUACCUUAGGGUUUUCCCGUCCGCAGAUCCGGCGUGGUUUUAUCUUCAUAUUUCUUGCCAGAUUUCUGCAUACGCCAUUGGAGUAGCUGGUUGGGGGACUGGAAUGAAGCUUGGGAGUGAAUCGGAAGGGUUUGUGGCUUACGAUCACCGGAAUAUCGGAAUUGCUCUCUUCGCCAUGGCCACUUUGCAGAUGUUCGCAUUGUUCUUAAGACCAAAGAAGGAUCACAAAUACAGAAUGUAUUGGAACGUAUAUCACCACAGCUUGGGCUACUCAAUCCUCAUCCUUGGCAUCAUCAACGUCUUCAAAGGCUUCAACAUGCUCAACCCCGAUCGUAAAUGGAAGUCUGCGUACAUCGUUGUUAUCGCUGUCGUUGGUGUCAUCGCUGUCAUCUUAGAAGCCUUCACUUGGGUUGUCGUCUUGAAGAGAAAAUCUUCCAACAAAUCCACCAAGCCCUUCGAUUCCGAAUCCCACCAAUAGUUGCUGCCAUCACCGUCGUGGCUGCUAAUCCACCUAUAUCUUUCCUCUUUCUUUUAUCAUAUGUUUUAAUUAGUCCUUGAGACACAGAGAGAGAGAGUUGUUUGUAUAAUUUAUUCUUUUUCUUUUUUUUUUUUGUUAUUUCUUUCCCAUAAUACUCACUCACCUUUAGUCGGUCUCAAAUUUGUUUAUUUUUCUCAAUUUUUGAGAUAAUUAUUGUAAACUUUCUUUGUGAGGUGUGAACACAAUGUAAAUGUUUAUGAAUUCAAAGUCUAGUUGUGAUUUUGUCUCA
Molecule: messenger RNA, 1535 nt
Organism: Benincasa hispida (wax gourd)
Lineage: Eukaryota; Viridiplantae; Streptophyta; Magnoliopsida; Cucurbitales; Cucurbitaceae
Product: cytochrome b561 and DOMON domain-containing protein At3g25290-like
Source: RefSeq, a predicted model, not a curated record